AUGGUUAAGCUACGAGAAGCCCCAGGGUGCGGUGACGGAUACAUAGGGGAGCCGGAACUGAGAAUCGUCCUUGUUGGUCGAUGUGGAGCUGGGAUAAGUGCAACAGGGAACUCCAUCCUUGGAGAGGAAGUGUUUGAGUCCGAACUGGGACCAUGUUCAGUAACUAGGAAAUGUGCUACAGGGAGCAGGACCUGGAUGGGGAGGAAGAUUCUAGUUGUCGACACUCCUGGCCUUUUUAGCACCUAUGACCCUUUAGAAGUGACCUUCCAAGAGAUCAGACGUGGUGUUUCCCUCUCCUUCCCUGGGCCCCACGCUAUAGUUCUGGUGAAACAGCUGAGCCGUUUCAUAAGAGAAGAGGAGGAAAUAGUUAAACAAAUAAAAAGUAAUUUUGGAGUGAAGACAACAAGAUACAUGAUCAUCUUACUCACCCGGAAAGAGGAUUUAGGUGGUCGUGCACUGCAUGAAUACAUAGAUACAUGUGACAUAGAGCUUCAGAAGCUGAUCAAAGAGUGUGGGAACCGAUGCUGCGCGUUUAAUAACAGAGCAAGAGGAGCAGAACGAGAUGCCCAGGUGUCUGAGCUGAUUGCAAUAAUUGACAAGAUGGUGCAGGAGAAUGGAGGCUCAUUCUACACCAAGGACACAUACAUGAGCCGCCUCUUUCCUGGAUUUACUGCUAAAAGAUAA
Molecule: messenger RNA, 684 nt
Organism: Terrapene triunguis (Three-toed box turtle)
Lineage: Eukaryota; Metazoa; Chordata; Testudines; Emydidae
Product: GTPase IMAP family member 7-like
Exons: 2
Coding region: 1-684 (227 amino acids)
Molecular function (GO): GTP binding
Source: RefSeq, a predicted model, not a curated record